Molecule: messenger RNA, 434 nt
Organism: Episyrphus balteatus (marmalade hoverfly)
Lineage: Eukaryota; Metazoa; Arthropoda; Insecta; Diptera; Syrphidae
Exons: 2
Coding region: 96-404 (102 amino acids)
Source: RefSeq, a predicted model, not a curated record
AAGACAUGUACCUCUCUCCAAUUCAAGCUUUUACAUAGCGGCAGAGAUUUAAUUUUAAAAUCUGUGUUUACUUAGUCACUAAUCUAACAUCCACUAUGAAGAUCACUCUUUUGCUUUUUGCAAUUCUUGUUGCAUCACUAGCGGGACUUGUACCUGCUCGUGACAUUCCCGUCAAUCCCAAAGAUCCAUCUCUAGAAUAUGAAAUUAUUAACCCCCAAUCUGUACCACAACCAAAGAAACCUAUCAUCGGAGACUCGACUCAAUCAAAUCAAAACAAAACUUUUACUUAUGAUCCAAUAACUAAACAAUGGGCAGUUAUCAAGCCAUCAGAUGAAAUUACCGAAGGAACAUUAAUUUGGAACCAAAACAACGACAAGUGGCUAACACAAUCUUUUAUACCAUAAAAAGUGAUUUUAAUUUUUUUUUUAUUAAAA